AUGGCUUCUACGGUGAAUGAAACUAUCGAGACUCGGCUGUUCAUCAACGAUGAGUUCCGAGAAUCGUCUAGUAGCAAAACAUUCGAGGUGGUAUAUCCAUACACCAAAGAGGUCGUUGCGCAAGUCCAAGAAGCAGACAUACAGGACGUAGAGGAUGCUGUUAGUGCUGCCAACGCAGCUUUCCCCGCAUGGCGAGAUCUAGGCACCGAAAAGCGCGGCGCGUACCUGGGCAAACUAUCCCAGCUCAUUUUAGAAUCAAACAACGAGCUGGCAAAGCUCGAGACACUCUCCACUGGCCGACCUAUCUCGCAGUUCUUCGACGCUAGUUUCGCAGCUCAGUUCUUCGGGUACUUCGCUGGCGGCGGUUGGACCGUGCAGGGGACGGCCAGCCUCAACACGCCGGAUCACUUGAAUCUGACCGUCAAGCAACCAUAUGGUGUGGUGGCGCUUAUCAUCCCGUGGAACUUCCCGCUUAUCAUGUUUGCCUCGAAGAUGGCAUCGGCGCUGGCGGCAGGCAAUACAGUUGUGCUGAAGAGCAGCGAGAAGGCGCCGUUGACGUCUCUCUAUGUAGCCAAGCUGAUUAAGAAAGCCGGCUUCCCUUCCGGAGUGGUCAACAUCAUCUCUGGCUUCGGCAAUCCUACUGGAGCGGCGCUAGCCUCGCACAUGACCGUCCGCUGUAUCAGCUUCACCGGCUCCUCGGCAACGGGUCAGAAGAUCCAGGCGGCAGCUGCAAAGUCAAAUAUGAAGCACGUACACAUGGAGCUAGGCGGGAAGUCACCGGCGAUUAUCUUCGAAGACGCAGACCUGGAGACAGCUGUUGCGCAGACACAGUUCAGCAUCCAGUUCAAUAGUGGACAAGUGUGCUCGGCAAACUCACGGAUCUAUGUGCACGAGCCAGUGGCUAAACAAUUCACUGAGCUGUUCCGUGAGAAAUUUGCUGCUGUCCGGAUGGGUGAUCCCCUCGACCCUGCUACGUCGCAUGGUCCGCAGAUUGAUGUGCUGCAGUAUAACCGGAUCAAAGGAUACCUUGAUAUUGGGGAGAAGGAUGGGACACUCAGUCUGGGUGGUGAUGCAAAUGACGGGUUCUUUGUGCGGCCGACUAUUUUUGAGGGCGUUGCUGAAGAUUCGCGGCUGAUGCAAGAGGAGGUCUUUGGUCCGGUUGUCGCGAUCAAUACUUUUUCUACCGAGACUGAAGCGAUUGAAAAGGCCAACAAUUCAGAGUUUGGCCUGUACGCUGCUGUCUUUACCAAGGAUAUUGAUCGCGCCGUUCGUUUGGCUAAGGCUCUGGAUGCGGGUACUGUUGGGGUGAACUGCACUAGCCCGACGAAUGCUCUGGAUACUGCGUUUGGUGGACUCAAGAUGAGUGGGAAUGGCCGAGAGGGGCUUCUGUAUAGCCUUGACAGUUUCCUUGAGACCAAGAGUAUCUUGAUCAAAACAGCACGUUUGUGA
Penicillium robsamsonii is the source of this 1449-nucleotide messenger RNA. Its product is annotated as aldehyde dehydrogenase family protein. Bases 1 to 1449 code for a protein of 482 amino acids. Gene Ontology annotation, molecular function: aldehyde dehydrogenase (NAD+) activity. The transcript has 4 exons. Lineage: Eukaryota; Fungi; Ascomycota; Eurotiomycetes; Eurotiales; Aspergillaceae. The record is from RefSeq and is a predicted model, not a curated record.